Molecule: messenger RNA, 3833 nt
Organism: Paramuricea clavata
Lineage: Eukaryota; Metazoa; Cnidaria; Anthozoa; Malacalcyonacea; Plexauridae
Source: the annotation of a GenBank genome assembly
GACCUGAAGUUCAAGACAUUUUUGAAACCCUAGAAGACACUGGCAACGAUCUCGACACCGCAAUAGCAAAGUUAACGUCCUACUUCGAGCCACAAAAGAACAUUCCUUUCGAGCAUCACAAUUUUCGACAGACAACACAACUACAAGGAGAAACAAUCGAACAGUUAGCUAUCCGUUUAAAACACAAAGUAAAAUUCUGCGAACAUGGCAACCCCAACGAUAUGAUCCGUGACCAGAUUAUCGAACAUUGUUCGUCUAGUCGUUUGAGGCGACGAUUACUUCGCGAACCAGAACUUACUCUUGAGAAAACAGUCGAAAUCGGUCGUUCGUUCGAAGCAUCCGAACGGCAAGCCUCGCAAAUAGAAGCAGACAGCUUAAAAACCACCGACCUGGGCGUAAAUGCAAUCCGUUCUAAAGCUGCAUCAUCUCGUUAUCCAACAUCGAUACAAACAGGUCGUUCGAAUAUCGUUUGUUAUUGUUGUGGAAAUGCCGGUCACCGAGCUAAAGACCCUCGUUGUCCUGCCGAAGGAAUGUCCUGCAAUAAGUGUCACAAGCUUGGCCAUUUCGCUAGAGUAUGUCGUCAACUGAAACCGACAAACAAGCCUGAAUUUCAGAAUCCUACAUCGAAAAACAAGAAUGAAAUCUACAAGCAAAAUACCGGAAGUCAUGGCGAAAUACGGUAUGUAUACGGCGCUCCACAUCCGGCCACCGGGGAAAGUUCAUCGGACGAUGAGUAUGUUUUCGAACUUGGUGCCACCGGGAAAAUGCCCCAUGCAACCGUCCAAAUUGGGAACUUCCCAGUUGAUCUCAUCGUUGAUUCAGGCGCAACUGUUAAUGUACUUGACAAUGAAACAUUUGCAAAAAUUAAGGCAAACAGCCCGAUCACACUGUCCAAAACAAAUCUCAAAUUAUUUCCAUAUGGAUCAUCAACACCACUGAGUAUUCAAGGUUCGUUUACUGCACAGGUCUCCCAUAAAGAUUUAAUUACGAAUGCCAUUUUCAUCGUUGUUGCGAAUCAAAAUUCUGGUUCACUCUUGGGGCACAAAACUGCAACUGAUCUUGGGUUAUUUCAAGAACAUGAGAACUUCCAUCCAAUUCAGAACAUAUGUAAUGGAGACAACCUGUUCAUGCAAACACUUGUUACCAAGUAUCCGCAAGUUUUCAACGGCAUCGGAAAACUCAAAGAUUUGCAACUGCACCUACAUUUUGAUGAGUCGGUACCUCCAGUUGCCCAAGCACCACGUAGAAUUCCUUUCCACAUUCGCAAGGCCGUCCAGACAAAACUCGAUGAACUCGAAACACUUGGCAUCAUCGAACCAGUGAAGGGGCCUAGCCCCUGGGUCUCACCUCUUGUGGCAGUACCAAAGCCUAAUGGCGACAUUCGUGUCUGCGUCGACAUGCGUCAAGCAAAUUCUGCAAUAAUCCGUGAACGCCACCCUAUCCCUACUAUCGAAGAAACCCUCCAAGAGUUGCAAGGAGCCACAGUGUUCUCUAAACUAGAUUUACGAUCCGGCUACCACCAAAUUGAACUGCACCCUGAAUCUCGACCAAUUACCACCUUUGCAACCCAAAAGGGCUUAUACUAGUAUACGCGACUGAUGUUUGGUGUCUCCUCAGCACCCGAAGUUUACCAACACAUUAUUCAACAGAUCUUACAAGGUCUUCCUGGUGUGCGAAACAUAUCCGACGACAUCAUUGUUUUCGGUAAAACCAAAGACGAACACGAUCAAAACCUUAACAAUGUCAUCCAACGUCUACAAGAAUCGGGUCUCACCCUGAACAAGGAUAAGUGCCUUUUUGGUGUUAGCAACCUCACAUUUUUCGGUCACGAAGUGUCAGCAUCUGGGGUCAGUCCCGACACUAAGAAAGUUGAAGCUAUCCGUGAAGCAAGAGUACCCACCAAUGCAGCUGAAGUACGCAGUUUUUUGGGACUUGCCACCUACUGCUCGCGUUUCAUCCCGAAUUUUGCAACUGUUGCCGACCCUCUCCGUCUACUUACUCGGAAAAGCACUCCGUGGCAAUGGAAUUCCAUCCACCAAAACGCGUUCGACACCCUGAAGAAUCUUCUUACUGGCAAUACGGUUAUGGCCCACUACGAUCCCUCGGCUCCAACUCACCUCCGUGUUGAUGCCAGCCCUGUAGGGCUCGGAGCCAUGCUGACCCAAACCCAACAUGGAAUAACUAAGCCUAUUGCCUAUGCCAGUCGCACCCUAUCAAAUGUUGAACGUCGCUAUUCCCAAACCGAAAAAGAGGCUCUCGCUGUAGUUUGGGGAUGCGAGAAAUUCCACCUAUAUCUGUAUGGCACCGAGUUCACAAUAUAUACCGACCACAAACCAUUAGAAAUCAUAUACAACCCCAAACGCAAACCCCCCGCUCGAAUUGAACGCUGGGCCCUCAGAUUACAACCAUAUCAUUUCAAGAUCCAGUAUAUUCCUGGUGCCGAGAACCCUGCUGAUGUUCUAUCCCGGUUACCACUCCCACACCAACCACAUGUUGAACGGUCCAUUGCCGACGAAUAUGUCAACUACAUCGUUUCAAACAGCGUGCCAAAAGCCAUGACACUAGAACAAAUCGAGAAAGCAUCCCUCGCCGAUCCUAUACUGCAACGCAUCCAUACCUGCAUUACAUCCGGAACAUGGCCAAAAGAACCAGAUCUCAGACCAUACAUGCAAGUUAACAGCGAACUGUGUGUCCAAAAUGGCAUCAUCCUUCGUGGAACACGAAUCGUCAUUCCGUUUGACUUACAGAAACCUACAUUAGAGCUCGCCCAUCAAGGUCAUCAGGGCAUCGUGAAAACGAAGCAACUUCUCCGCCAAAAAGUUUGGUGGCCAGGAAUAGACAAAGAUGUUGAUAAAAUGAUCAGUCAAUGCCUUCCCUGCCAGGCUCAAGGGCCAAAAACCAAUCCCGAACCUCUCCACAUGUCGACGAUGCCAACUGAACCCUGGCAUACCCUCCAUAUUGACCUCUGUGGUCCUUUUCCCACCGGCGAAUCACUCCUAGUCUUAGUUGAUGCAUGUUCUCGUUGGCCCGCGGUCGAAAUAUUGAGUUCUACUACAGCCACUACCAUUAUCAAUCGUUUAGAGAACAUAUUUUCCCAGUUUGGUUACCCUGAAGAAAUGGUAUCAGACAACGGCCCUCAGUUUACUUCCCACGAGUUCAAAUCAUUCCUACACAGUUGUGGUAUUAAACACCGCCUUAUUACACCAUACUGGCCUGCUGCGAAUGCCACUGUUGAACGAUUCAACAAAACGUUAGGAAAAGCUGUCAAAGCUGCUCACGCGGAAGGUCGCAAUUGGAAACAAGAACUACCCAAAUUUUUGAUGAUGUAUAGAGCAACACCUCAUAUAUCUACUGGCAUCUCUCCCGCCGAGCUGUUUUUUGGUCGCAGAAUUAAAACAAAAUUGCCUCAUAUCCGUGUAGACCAGCCAAGUCCGACCCUAGAAGCUGCUUGUGAACAUGAUCACAACCACAAACAACGCACAAAAGAAUAUGCUGACAAGACCCAACAUGCCAUCUCGUCUACGAUAAAGGAGGGAGAUGUCGUGCUGUUAAAAGAACUAAAGAAAAACAAACUGUCCUCCUCGUAUGAUCCACAACCAUAUACUAUAAUCAAGAAGAAAGGACCAAGCGUAUUCUUAAAACGUGGAGACGAACCGUGCAUCAUGCGAAAUGUUUCGUUUGUCAGGAAAUUGCCGACACCGAACGAGAAAAGAUCAGAUCAAAAACGUUGUACUUCUCGAACAGGUGAACAACAUCAAACCAAGCCAACGGAGAGACGGCCUGUACGUGGACACAAGCUACCAGCACGGUUGAAAGACUUUGUCUUGGAUUAA